AAAUAGAUUUGAAAAAUUCAAUAUUUCGAAGCUAUUUCGGCGCUACUAUCCAUCGUUUGUGGCAUACUCAGGAGCAGCGAAACAAUAUAAAACAGAAAAAUGGCCGAUGUCAUGAAUAUCGACAGCAUAAUAUCACGUCUUCUCGAGGUGCGUGGGGCACGGCCAGGCAAAAACGUUCAGCUCUCUGAGGGCGAAAUUCGUGGGCUCUGCCUCAAGUCGCGCGAGAUAUUCCUCUCGCAGCCCAUUCUGUUGGAGUUGGAAGCCCCGUUGAAGAUUUGCGGCGACAUUCACGGUCAAUACUACGACUUGCUGCGACUUUUUGAAUACGGUGGCUUUCCACCGGAGUCAAAUUACUUGUUUUUGGGCGACUACGUCGACCGUGGCAAACAAUCGCUGGAAACCAUCUGUCUGCUCCUGGCCUACAAGAUCAAAUAUUCGGAGAACUUCUUCUUGCUGCGCGGCAACCAUGAGUGCGCCAGCAUAAACCGCAUCUAUGGAUUCUACGAUGAGUGCAAGCGCCGCUACAGCAUCAAGCUUUGGAAGACGUUUACGGACUGCUUCAAUUGUCUUCCCGUGGCGGCCAUUGUUGACGAGAAGAUAUUCUGUUGCCAUGGCGGUCUGAGUCCGGAUUUGACUUCGAUGGAGCAAAUCCGACGCAUUAUGCGCCCCACUGAUGUCCCGGAUCAAGGUCUGUUGUGCGAUCUGCUGUGGUCCGAUCCGGACAAGGAUACCAUGGGCUGGGGAGAGAACGAUCGCGGCGUGAGCUUCACAUUCGGAGCCGAAGUGGUGGCUAAAUUCUUGCAGAAGCACGAGUUCGAUCUCAUCUGCCGUGCCCAUCAGGUGGUCGAGGAUGGCUACGAGUUCUUUGCGAAGAGGCAGCUGGUCACCCUGUUCUCGGCACCCAACUACUGCGGUGAAUUCGACAAUGCUGGCGCCAUGAUGUCCGUGGACGACACACUGAUGUGCUCGUUCCAGAUCUUGAAGCCGGCAGACAAACGUAAAAAGUAAUAUCUUUUAAACCCAACAAGUCCUUUUCUAUAUAAAAAAAACAUAAGAAACAACCCAAGAGAAAAUAAAAAUGCAAAAAAUCACAUCGGAUCGUGGAUUGAACGUAUGUAUCAGGCCAAGUCGAAUUCUACAAACAACAACUACAUACCAACACAGCAACAGAAGGAAGAGUGCCUCCUAGCAUCGAACACACACACAAUCCAGUCCAGUCCAAUCCGACGACCCAAUGACCUGGACAGACGUCAAAUGGAGUUUUAAUCAAUUGAGAUUUGAUUCAAAUUACAGAACAAAACAAAAACAUUUGACAAACA
Molecule: messenger RNA, 1319 nt
Organism: Drosophila persimilis
Lineage: Eukaryota; Metazoa; Arthropoda; Insecta; Diptera; Drosophilidae
Gene: Pp1-87B
Product: serine/threonine-protein phosphatase alpha-2 isoform
Exons: 2
Coding region: 100-1008 (302 amino acids)
Cellular component (GO): nucleus; cytoplasm
Molecular function (GO): protein serine/threonine phosphatase activity
Source: RefSeq, a predicted model, not a curated record